UAGAACAAAAACACUCAAAAUGAACAAGCACAGGGAAAUGUGCUUGACCACUUGACUGUAUUGCCUAAAAGGAAUAUGGGGUUUGGACGGACAUCCUAAGCUUUCCAUAAAAGUUUAAUGUCAGGUUAAAUUGCGGUAAAAGUAACAUUUCCUGAAGUGUCCUACUUUAUCAGUAUUCACCAUAAGUGAGGUUAAUCUAUUAAGUUUGCGACCCAUAUUGUGAAAUGGCUUUAAAUUUUAAAUUGAACACUUUAAAUUGAAACUUCCAGGCAGAAUAAGAAAGUUAGAAUUGUUAUCACUCUCGUUUGUGAUUGAAGAAUUUGAGCUUUUUGAGAUCUCACAUUAAAAAAUGUACAUGGUAUCAUGGUAUUUAUGGUAUAUGUGAGGUGUGUGUAGCCUAAUUGUUUAGAGAUCUGUAGUAGAACGGCACUACACAUCAUCACUCAUUCACUUUUUUUGGCUGUUCAGUGUGUUAAUAUGAGUUCACGUCUUUUUGUUGUUAUGACAAUGUAUGCCAUCUACACCCCUGUGAAAAAAAAUGCCAUGUUGUCAGUAAACAAAACACUCCCGACAUCAUGAUGAACUUGCUGAUAGAUUCAACAGUUGCAUUCUAACACACACGGGUCAAAUGGUCAACACCGUCAAACCUUCCGGUGUAUUUUUAGUGCAAUAAUUCGAGAUUUCUUAAAGUUCUUGAUGUAUUUUCUGCAGGCUUUAUCUGACUAAUGCAUGGUCAAAUGGCAGAAACUACAAAAGAAGAAGUAGAUGCUGGAAAUGAGGUUAAUGACCCAUCAGAAUGGGCUGAGGAUGCAACCAAGGGUUCGAAAAAUGGUGAAAAACAGAUGGAAAGUCCACUCAAAGAGAAGAGUCUUGGAUUCAAGAUGUCAUUCAGAGAAAGUUUGAAAGCGGUCAGUAAAAAGAGCCCUAUUGUAUUUAAAAACAAAAGGUCAGAGAACACUGAUGACCAAAGCUCAAAUUCUCCAUUACGACCACCGCACUCACCAAGUUUGAGCAAAGGAUCUCCCUCGCAAUCUUCAUUUCAGAGUCCAAAGGCAGGAAAGGCUUCUCUUGCCAGAACUAUGUCAGAUUCUGCAGUUGAAAUAACAGGUUCAUUGGCAAGGAGAGGGGCAUCGAUCAGGCAGAGUUUGGGUCUGGGUACUAAACAAAAAAAACAAGAACUACUUGAACCCGUCACAGAGGCGAAGACUCCCUCUGAAGAGCAGACAGAGGUCAUAGAUACAGUGUUGGAGCUCAGAAACACAUAUACUCUGCCAGAGAUACCACCUAUGCCUUUGUCAGUAAUGGAGAUUAACAAACUGAUAGAGAGGGAAGUUCUAGAGGAGGCCUACGUGAAUCUACUGUCUCUACGCCUGGAGUUUCAGAAGGAGCAUCAAUCUCUGGAUCAAGAAGACUAUCCCAUCGAACUAGUCAAUAAAGAGAAAGAUCUCAGUCUGCUCUAUGGCACAUUAAGGAACAAAAUGUUUGACAUCGUACGCAACUCCAGUGCUCUUCCCUCAUGCAAUAAAGAGCUGCUGGUGUAUGUAGCACAGAUUAUCCUGGAGGAAGAGAAGAGGCAGGGAGAGCCAGGAGCGAUGCAAGGAUGGAGGGAAGCAUGGAGGGAGGCAGUGCUAAACGGGGUUCGAGAUACACUGAAGAAAGUUCAUCUGGACAGCCGUGAGCAGAACGCUUCCUGGCUGGCAGUGCAUCUGGGGCUUCUGGGUAAAGUUGUGGUGGGGGAUUUGGAGAGAGUGAAGACUGAGCUUCAGAGCUCAUAUCCAGAAGACUUUAAUGUGUUUCAAACGUAUGUGUCCUGCUAUCACGAGGCUGUAGGAGAGCAUCUAAAGAGACUUCUGGAAAAGGUGUUAGAGCUGAAAGAUUACUAUGCUCUUCUAGAGUUCAUUAUUCAUCGCUACCCCAGUGAGAAGGUAAUGGGGAGCAGCUCUCUUCAGCCUGAGUUGAAGGAAGAUCAGAGAGUGCUGACACUGGACAAAAAUUUCCUUAAUCAGAUAAAAGACAAAUACUGUGGUCGCUUACAGGCUGACAUGAAAACAUCACUCAACAGAAUUAUUGAGUUGGAGAAUGAGGAAAUGUGGAAAGAAAAGAGAAAACCAGAGAUUGAUGAGGGAAUCUACAGCUCACACAUUGACAUGGACAUCUGGACUAAUAUUAAGGGGCAUGUACAAGGAUCCAGAAGACUUGAUGUGAACCUUGAGCAGAAGGUUGUGCGUUCCUGUUUGGAGGAACUGAAGACCUUUCCAAAACGGUUUGAGUCAGCGUUUGUUGAGUGGAGCAGUCCUCUGUCAAACUCCUCUCUCUGGGCAGAGUAUCACAUCAGUUACAUCAACAGCUUUAGUGCCCUGAAAGAGCACAUGAAGAGCUAUCAAGACACCUGCCCAAUUCAGCUAGGGCUGGUUCACAAUGAAAUCGAUGGACUGACCACCAGAUUGAGUCAAGCUGUGAUGGAGGACUUCAAAACAAAUGUCAAGCCUUACCUCAGGAGACAAAUGACAGGGAAAUGGUUUUCGUUUGAUGAAGACUUUUCACAGCUGAUCAGCAGAACUAAGACUCUUUCUGAUCAGAGCAAGUACAUGACCCCAAAACAUAAACAGGCUUUUGUGAACAAAGCUCACUUUUUUGUGGUGAAGGAAUAUGUAUCUCAGCUGAUGAAGAAUAACUACUCAUGCAAAAACAGGAAGAAUGAGACAGCUGCCACUAAGAUAACAAAUCAGUGGGAGGAACUGAAGGAGAUUUUCCAAGAUAUGAACUCAACCUUAGAUUGGCUUCAUCCAGUCGGGAACCAGCUGAGCAUGAUCAUUGGGUGCAAAAAAAGUGACGUAAAACAACAUUUACAACCAUUAGUUAAUAACUAUCCAGACAUCAGGAAGAGCCAUCUCUCAGCUCUGCUGUACUUCCGGGGAAUUAUAAGAGGCAGGGAAAAGCAUACUAUACUACAGCGGCUGGCAGAGCUGAAGCAGAGAACAGGGAAUACUGGGAAUAGAGAGCAGGCUCUCUUUAGUGAGAUUCAAGCAGCAGUCAACACAGACUGCCUGGCUGGUACACCCUUCUCCUGUUUGUCCUUCAUUGUACCAGACAGCUAAUGCACCUCAUUUGAUUUGAAGUGGACAACAGAAUCAUUGCACUGUUUGAAAGCGACCAUAAGUCUAAUUCAGAAUAUGA
Carassius carassius (crucian carp) is the source of this 3177-nucleotide messenger RNA. Its product is annotated as exocyst complex component 3-like protein 4. The transcript has 13 exons. Gene Ontology annotation, cellular component: exocyst. Bases 726 to 3098 code for a protein of 790 amino acids. Gene Ontology annotation, biological process: exocyst localization; exocytosis. Gene Ontology annotation, molecular function: SNARE binding. Lineage: Eukaryota; Metazoa; Chordata; Actinopteri; Cypriniformes; Cyprinidae. The record is from RefSeq and is a predicted model, not a curated record.